GUUAGUGUAGCCACGAGCCCUUACAAUAAACAACUGAAGCAUUUUCUGUUGCGCCUCGCCGAGCCUCCGCGUGCAUUUUGGCCGGGGCCUCGUGUCGCGCUGCCGAGCCCCAUUGCGUUGCCAGUCCGUCUUUGAGCCCGUGCUUCGUCGCGCCCCGCGGGGGCCCCGGCCUUCCAGGAAGCGCCAGGCUAUCGGCGGCGGGCCCCCAAUCGCCUCGCGGCCGCGCAUUUCCCGCGCCCUGGCUGCGAGAGUGCGCCGAGACUUGGAGGCGCCGGCGGUUCGCUGGAGUUGCCGGACUUGACGGGCGGCGUUGGUGUGGCGCUGCUCGAGCAGUUUCGCGGGCUGGUCAGGAGCGAAUUGAGUUUCGCUGAGGUCUCGAGCUGCUCUCGCGGUGCCGCCCUCGCGGCGCCGCGCGGCCUUGCGCGGGCGGAAGGGCGCCCUCGCGAAGCUGGUGGAGUCUCCUGUCGUCUACGAGCUGUCCCGCCUGGCGCUGAGAGAGCACGCGGCCGCGCGGCCUCGGACCGAGACGGAGUGCUCUCGGAAGGUUCACCAGUUCAGCCGCUCCGUGGUAGUCGGCUGUGCGGUCGACAUCCCGCUGGCCGCGCUCGACGAUCGGCUGGCGGAGUGCACGGGCCGCCAGAUCCGUCGAGGCGUCUCGGCGCCUCGAGGGGUGAAGCUGCUCGCCAGGGUCGCGCUCGCCCAGCCGAGGUCCCGGAAGAGCGUGCCGCGCGCUCUGCGGCGCAGAUGGCGGGCCCUGGAGGCGUGGCAGAAUGUCCUUCCCGUCGACCUCGCUUCUGUCAGAGGCGCGGCCCAUCUUCGGCGUAGUGAACAAUAGCUUGUGCGAUAUCUCGAUACGACAUUAACUUGUUCUUUUGCCUGAUGUUCAGCGCCUGCGCCCGUCCGAUCCAGCCGGUGGCUCUGCGGUCCGGGGGCCUCUAUGCACCCGGCCACGUCGCGACCUACGUGGCCGUUCAGCUGGGCCCGGAGAUAGAGGGGCCCCCUCGAAGGCAAAGGAUUUCGACGUCGCCAUCGAGCCGGGCCGCAGCGGGUGGGAGAGUCGCGCCGAUGCUGUCCCCUAUCCAGCCGAUCUUCGAGGGCGCGAGGGCCUGGGUGUUCAUCUGCCUUCAGCUUGCGGCUUCAAUGCAGAAGGUCAGUCGGGUUCUGGACUUCAACCUGGUGACCUACCAGGCCUGUCGCAGCGGCGCCGGCACGGACGUGGCGGCCGGCCAGCGGGCCCUGGCAGGUCUGAAGAGGCGGGGUGGCUGGGGGGCCGCUCUAACAUAAUUUCGAUGCAUGAAGUGAGUUCGGCUCAGCUUUAUUUGGAUGGCUCGCCCAGUGAAGCUCCGUGCUGGCGCCGAGCGUUGCGAGGAUAAUUUCGUGGGGAUCUUGGCGCGCGGCCCUGUGCGGCCAAAGCCUGCUUUUCACCCCCUGUGAAAGAGAAACGGCAUUCCGUGGUGGUCAUAGGCAGUUGGUUCAUGCAGCAUGCUGCAAUCUUGGGAGCAGGGUUCCUUGCCACCCAAAUCAGUAUAUCAGUGACAUUGCGUCGUUCCGUGUGUGCGAUAUGCGUGCAGGCAAAGAACGUGGGAUCGUUUUUGGUAUGAGCUCAUAUUCAAUCGCGACGUGACUUGUCCGACUGAUAUCAGACAUUCGUCGGUUGAGAAUCCCAGCUGUUUGGACUUGUCUUUUCGGCAAACAGUGAUAAGGUCGAAGCUCGUUUCCCAGCCUCGAGUUUCUUGUUUUUAAUUUUUAGAGUAUAUUCACUCUCUUCCAUUCAAAUGUGUUUCAUGGUGGCAGUGACCGUUGUAGCGUCUCAGUUUAUAUUGCCCAUAUGAUGUCAGCUGACGCCACCCGCCUUGGCCUCAGGUGCCAAGCCGUUCGGGCCCGCGAUGGUAAUCAGAAACACGUUGCCGUGCCUCGCGCCUCCGAGCUGGCCCCGACACUAUUCAGACGGCUGUUUGCUUUACUGUCUUGUCGGCCGUUCUGUCCGUGUACCGUAUGGUGUGAGAAGAGCUCCUAUUUUUGGGGGUGUGAUUUGGGUGAUAUGUAACGUGAGGCGAAGCGUGGCCCUCGCCUCCAGUUUCCUCGGGUCCGAUUCGCUUUUGCCAGCGAGUAUCAUGUAAUUCAUGGUGGUGCGCGCGCAUGAACGACUUCGCGGGGUUGUGGGCGCCAGUCUCAUCGAUCCUCAUCGUGUCACUCUGUCGUCAUCCUGGCUCCCCUCCCUUCUCCAGCCACCUCGGACUCGCCUAUCCUUUUCCUUUCCAGGGUGUGAUUUGAAGGUGAGGCGUGGCCCUUGCCUCUAGUUUCCUCGGGUCCGAGUCGCUUUAACCAGCGACGAUAGUAGAGAGAACCGUCCCCCACGAAAAACAAGGGUAGACGAAGGUCUGGACGGGGUGUGGAUGCUGUGGCCAGGUGAGAGAGCAGAAAGAGAGCCAUACAAAAAAGACACUUCUCGUGCUUCUCGUCCUUCUCCACGCGGUUUGCAAGGGGCGGCCGCCGCGCUGGCUUGCCCACUGCAUCCAGUCAGCAGGCAAUGUGAGGGGAUACUGGCGGGCGUUGCCACCGAUGCCGAGCCCAGCGUUUGCUUGGCCAGGUCCAAUGUCAGUGUAAACCCAGACGUCUGACGCGUGACUCUUCGCGUCGUGAGGUCGAUACAUCGUUGUGGAUGCAUGCGUGGUUAUGUGUCAUAUAGCCUAAGUCGGCGGCGCCAGAUGAAGCGCCCAAACUGCUUGGAACGCCU
This is a messenger RNA of Prorocentrum cordatum, 2737 nucleotides long. The record is from the annotation of a GenBank genome assembly. NCBI's taxonomy places the organism in Eukaryota, Dinophyceae, Prorocentrales, Prorocentraceae.